Molecule: messenger RNA, 3701 nt
Organism: Protopterus annectens (West African lungfish)
Lineage: Eukaryota; Metazoa; Chordata; Ceratodontiformes; Protopteridae
Product: zinc finger protein 85-like
Exons: 7
Coding region: 123-2645 (840 amino acids)
Biological process (GO): regulation of DNA-templated transcription
Molecular function (GO): zinc ion binding
Source: RefSeq, a predicted model, not a curated record
CAUGCUCAUUUUGUCUGAAAUUCCAGUAAUUCUGUUUGUGCUUAUUUCUGCAGACCUUGGAUUAAAAGGAUUUGGUACAAAACAACAAACCCACCCGAGCUGGAUAUAAACAGGAAGUUCCUAUGAAGGAGUAUGCAGUGAACUGCCUGUUGUCUGAAAUGGAUAAAAGGUUGCAGAGACCAAAACGACUGAAACUAUGGAACAAAACACUGGAAAAAGACUGCAGAGAGAAAGAAGAAAUGCAGAAUGUGUGUGCUACAAAUGGGGGAACAGAGCAGUGCUGUGGGCAGCACAGACGGAGACUGGAGUUGUUUUGCCAGGAGGAUGAGGCAUUUAUUUGUGUCCUGUGUGUUCCUAGGCAUUCAUGUCACAGUUUUGUGUUCCUGCAUGAUGCAGUCAGUGUGUAUAAGGACAAAGUUAAAAGAGCCUUGUCAUCCAUCAGAUCCAAAGUUGGUGCUUUAAGAAAUGUACGAAAGAAGAGUGAGAAGGAACUCAAAGUCACGCAUGAAGAUGCUUAUAGUUUGCAACAAUACAUUAAUCAAGAGUUUGCAAAACUACAUCAGUUUCUCCAUGAAAAGGAGCAGAAACUCAUUCAGCAACUUAAGACAGAAGAAGAAAAAGCUCAGAAUGAAAUAGAAAAAAACCUUGACUACAUCAAAAGUGAUGUUAUAUCCACCAACAUUACAGUGGUUGAUGCCAGCUUGGAUCUCAAUAAAUUAGUCGUAGAGACUCGAGAUGAAAAGGAAGAAAACAAUUUAUGCAUUAAAAAUCAUGUCAUGGCCUUUCAGGAAACAGUACCUCAUAACUCAGAAGUUGAAAAAGUACCGGUAUUGUUUGAGGAUGUUGCUAUUUCUUUCUCAGAAGAGGAGUGGCAGAUGUUAAGAAAAGAAGACAAGGAGCUUCACAGGGAAGUGAUGACACAGAACUAUGAAGCCUUAAUUUCUAUUGGAUCGGAAGUCCCAUCAGAGAAAUUAUUAUUGCUUCUUAAAGAAGGUUAUGGUGAACUACCACAGGAUGAUGAUGAUGAUGUGAGAAAAAAUGCCACAGAAAAGAAUGAUAACCCUGAGCACAAGCUGAAGAGAUCUGAAGUCCCAUCAGAGAAAUUAUUAUUGCUUCCUAAAGAAGGUUAUGGUGAACUGCCGCAGGAUGAUGAUGUCAGAAAAAAUGCCACAGAAAAGAACGAUAAGCCUGAGCACAAGCUGAAGAAUGACAGAAGCACAGAUAGCAGCGUGAUUUGCCACCAGCAGGAACCACUUGCAACACCCCUGUUACAUCUCCCUAUGGGCAACCUGCAGCACUGUGCUCAACCUGUGAAGGCUACCGACAGGAUUCAUUUUACGCCUGCAGCACCAUUUCACUCGGAGUUUAACUGUAGCAAGAGCUGUGAAUUGAAUGCAAGUCUUGCUUUGCAACAAGUUCCAGUAGUACACCAGCCAUCUUGUACAAAGGACAAACCAUAUAAAUGUCCUGAGUGCAGUAAGUGUUUUACACAGAGUUCUGUUAUGAAGCGCCAUAUGGCUAGCCACACAAGAGCAAAACCAUACAAGUGUACUGAAUGCAGUAAGUGUUUUUCAUGUAGAAGUCACCUGAUACAACACCAGCUCAUUCAUACAGGUGCAAAGCCGUAUAAAUGCACUCAAUGUAGUAAGUGUUUUAGACAGAAUUCUACUAUGAAGCGUCAUAUGACUGUUCACACAGGAGCAAAACCAUACAAGUGUACUGAAUGCAGUAAGUGUUUUACACAGAGUUCUCAAAUGAGAAGUCAUAUGGCUAUUCACACAGGAGCAAAACCAUACAAGUGUACUGAAUGCAGUAAGUGUUUUACACAGAGGUCUCAUGUGAUAUGUCACAUGGCUACUCACACAGGAGCAAAACCAUACAAGUGUACUGAAUGCAGUAAGUGUUAUAAACAGCGUUAUACUAUGAUGCGCCAUAUGGCUAUUCACACAAAACAAUACAAGUGUACUGAAUGCAGUAAGUGUUUUUCAUGUAGAAGUUACCUGAUACAACACCAGCUCAUUCAUACAGGUGCAAAGCCAUAUAAAUGCACUGAAUGUAGUAAGCGUUUCACACAUUCACAAAGUUUAGUACAUCACCAAGUCACUCAUACAGGUGCAAAGCCAUAUAAAUGCACUGAAUGCAGUAAGUGUUUUACACAGAAUUCUAGUAUGAUGCGCCAUAUGGCUGUUCACAAAGAAGCAAAACCAUACAAGUGUACUGAAUGCAGUAAGUGUUUUACAUACAGUACUAGUGUGACACGCCAUAUGACUAUUCACACAAGAGUAAAACCAUAUAAGUGUACUGAAUGUAGUAAGUGUUUUUCAUGUAAAAGAAAAAUGAUACACCACCAGGCCACUCACACAAAGGAGAAACUGUAUAAAUGUUCUGAAUGUAAUAAGGGUUUCAUGCGCCAAAAAAGCCUAAUUUCUCAUCAGACUAUUCACGUGGAGAGCAAACCAUAUAAGUGUACUGAAUGCAGUAAGUCUUUUUCAUGGCGUAGUAGCUUGGUCCACCAUCGUGCCAUUCAUACAGGAAAGAAACCAUAUAAAUGUACUGAGUGCAAUAAAUGUUUUUUAUAUAAUUGUUACCUGAUUCAGCAUCAAGCCAUUCACAGAGGAGAAAAAACAUAUAAAUGUGCUGAAUGAAGUAAGUGUUUCACACACCCAAGUGGUCUAUUCUAUCAUAAGGUCAUUCACAUGCAGUAGAAAGUCAUUAUUGGGCACUUUGUGGUUACUGCAAAGAGCAAUUCUGGCUGACAUCAAAGAUUGAAACCAUGCUAAUUUUGUGAACUUUAGUCACACCUUGACUUAGCAUUGGGGUCCAUUCCUGUCGUGGUAUUAGAAACCCAAAACACUUUGAGAAAUUAAAAGAAAAGGAAGAAAGCAGUCCUUACAAAUAUCAAAGACUCCAGGCAAUCACAAUAUUAAAAAUCAUUAAAAUUUGCAGCAAUUAGGAGAAGAUUCUGUAUAAAUGUUCUGGAUGCCUUUCACAUAGCAGUACAUUGUACCGUCAGAUAAUCCACACAAUGGAACAAGUCCUAAUGGAGAUAAGGAAUUUGCAAGAACAAGCGAGUAAUGUAUGUGGAACUGAAUUAAUCUUCAGUCCUUUGCUAGUACCUUCAUGUGAAUGAACUUCUACAAAAUCUCACCACCGAGAUGAUACUGAUGUGUACUAUGUUUUAUAUAUCAUGGAGAAAAAUGGUGUAAAAAAGAACACUAGGAACCACAUGUUCUAGUAUAAUUACCCAGACCUGAUAACAGGCAGUGGUGCCAGGGCUGGAAAAAUACUGCAGAUUACUCGGAACCCAGAAACAUUUCUACCAAACUGAGCCAUGUUGUGAAUCUUCUCCUGUUUAGAAGGAAGCAGCAGUCCAAGAAAAAAAAAAAACUGAUAGACUAAUCAAAAGAGCUACAAAGUGGACUGUUUUGUAUAAAAAAAGAGAGAUAAUAUAUGUUAUUUCUGUUAUAUAACAAAUUCAUAACUUCCACAGGUGGAUAUAUAGCAAAAGUAAGAAAGAAGUUGUUGGAGGAGAGAAAACAUUCACAUCAGAAAAACUGUUAAAAGCAACAGAUGACAUUUAAAACCUUUAACACAAAACACAGAAUCACAAGACUUGGAUAAAGGAGCACCUGGCUAUCUAGAAAACGUGAUUAAAACAAAAACAAAAGCUAUUAAAAAUCACAAAAUGUAGUAUGGACUUG